GCUAGCCGGCUACGCGCGCUAGCGCCUUGUGAACAUCGGCACCAACUGACGUUAACGUAUCACCAGCGAAUAUGAACCGUCAACUUGUGGGGACGCACGAGCCGGACUAACCGUUUAAAACAUGAAACUAUGCGUCAAGUCAGCUCUUAGUUUCAAGGCUACUAGCUAAACUGGGAGGACAGUUGCUGUUUGUGUUGUUGAACAAAACUCCAGGGACUUCACAACAUGGACUUAGAAGAUGACACCACCGUAUUAACCACCUUGAAGUCCUUCAAUUCCUUCAUCAGACACUCCGAGGCUCCCCAGCGGCUGUCGGAGCACUCAGCGGGGAGCGUGAGCCUGCAGAGUCAGUACAAACGCAGCAUGGAGUUGUUGGAAGCGGCGGAGAAGGUUCAAUCCAAGAACCGCUACCUUCAGCUGGACCAGGAGAAGAGGCAGAUGGAGCUGAGUCACAAGCGAGCGCGUUACGAACUGGAGAGGGCGGCUUCUGACAGCGCGCGCGACUUCGAGCAUGAGGUCGACCGGAACCAGGACCUCUUGGGGCGAAUUAAAAAGUUGGAGGAGAGAGAGACUGAGGAAGCUAAGAACUUAUCUGAGCAGGUGGAGGUCAAUCGCUCUCUGCGCAAGAACCUGGACGGCCUGAACAGGAAAGUGGAGGAGCGUGAUACUAGGCUGAACACUGCUAACCAGACUAUCAGUUCUUUGAAGGAUGAGAUCAGAGAGCUGAAGCAGAAGAUUCAAAACCAAGACUCUGCAGUUUCUUCUCAUACCCUUGAAAACCAGGAACUGCAGGAACAUUUAGAUUUACAGCGCAGGAAGUAUCAGGAAGUCUCUCAGCUUUGCCAAAGUCUCCAAGCUGCGCAGUCGUCCUGCUCAGAGCACAUCAUCACGAUUAAGGAGUUGGAGAGGCGUCUCGCCCUCCAGGAGCAAGACUUUGCCAUUGUGAAGAACAUAAAGUCUGAGGUGGCCAGAGUUCCAGACCUGGAAAGAGAUUUGAAGCGCCUCAGAGAAGAUAAUGCCUUUCUCAGGGAGAGCAGGGAGAAUUGCAGCCUGUUGAAGGAGGAGGUCGAGGGUCUGAGGAAGAAGCUGGAGAGGACUGAGAGAACCAAGGAAGAGCUGGUUAAUAUGGAACUGGAGAAGGAGAGAGUGGCGGAGAAGCUCCGAGCCUGGGAGACCAUCGGCCAGUCUACUGGCCUCAACAUCAGGAAACCGGAGGAUCUGUCCAGGGAGGUGAUUCACAUCCAGCAGAUAGAGAUUUCUCUGAAAGAGCAGAACUACACACUCAACAGCCGGGUGAGGAGCGCGGAGCGGUCCCAGGCGGAGCUGCGGGCGGAGCUGUCCAAGCAGCGUGGCAGGACUCAGGAGGAGCAGAAGAAGAGGGAGGCGCAGGACGCUCUCGUCCGCCGGCUGCAGAAGAGAGUGCUGCUGCUGACCAAGGAGCGCGACGGAAUGCGCGCCAUACUGGAGUCCUACGACGGCGAGCUGGCCCCCGCCGAGUACUCCCCUCAGCUCAGCAAGCGGCUGCGGGAGGCCGAGGAGGUGCUGCAGAGGACCCAGAAACACAACGUGGAGAUGGAGGGUCAGCUGACCAAAGCACAGGAAGAGGCGGGGACUCUGAAACUGCAGCUGCAUGCCGUGGAGCUGGAGAUGGAGUCUUUAAGGAAGCAGCAAGCCUCCGCUGGUGAUGGCAGCUCUUCAGAGACCAAAGAAGAGGUCAGCAUACUCAGACAGAAAAUUGAAGAUUUGGAGGCAGAGCGCCAGUCCUUGGAGCAGCAGAACAACGUUCUGGAAAUGAGACUGGAGAGACACAACCUACAGGGCGACUACGAUCCCGUCAAGACCCGAGUCCUCCACCUCAAAAUGAACCCCACCGCCACCGCCAAGCAGCAGCGCCAGCAGGACGGUGAGGCCCUGCGGGAGGAAGUGACGCGCCUCCGGGAGGUGGUGCGCUCGCUGCGGGGCGGCGGCGCGGCGGCCGCUCUGCAGGACGAGUCCGGCCUCAGCUUGCCGCCGCCGAAGGAGGUUCUGGAUUUACGCAAGCAGAUGGAGAGCUCCGAGCUCAGGAACCAGAGGCUGAAGGAGGUGUUUCAGAGGAAGAUCCAGGAGUUCCGCACCGUCUGCUACGUCCUGACCGGCUAUCAGAUCGAUAUCACCACCGAGAACCAGUACAGGCUCACCUCGCUCUACGCCGAGCACAUGGACGACUCCCUGCUCUUCAAAAAAGGCUCCAGUGGAAGCAUGCAGCUCAUGGAGACCGAGUUCUCUAAAACUCUGGGCGAGAUGGUGGCGCUCCACCUGCAUCACCAGAAGAGCCUCCCGGCGUUCCUCUCCGCGGUGACCCUUGACCUCUUCAGCCGGCAGACCACGAUCUGAAGUAAAUCGAUGUCGACUACAUUCAAGAUGGGAUCACUUUUAACCUUGCGACAGUUGGAAGUUAAAUACGCACUGGGAGGAGAAACCUUUGUGCUCCUGUGGAUCUUCUGCGUCCUCUCAUGUGAUCUAAGGAGUCCAAUCCAGUGUCCAAACAAGCUCUGAGGGGGCUUGUUUUUUCUCUCCCUGCUCUUAACAGGAUUUAUCAAAAUGAGAACUUUGUUUUUCAUCACUAUUUCAUUCAGUGAUGCCGCAUAAAGUUGUUUUUUAUUAUUUUUAAUCAUUUUAUUUGCUUGUCUUGAAGAGGAAGUUUUCUGUACUCUCUACUGUUGGAAAAUGAUCUUUUUGGCUUCUUCUCACAAAUGUUGAAAAUAAAAAGAUGAAACAUGC
Molecule: messenger RNA, 2760 nt
Organism: Gasterosteus aculeatus aculeatus (three-spined stickleback)
Lineage: Eukaryota; Metazoa; Chordata; Actinopteri; Perciformes; Gasterosteidae
Gene: mad1l1
Product: mitotic arrest deficient 1 like 1
Biological process (GO): attachment of mitotic spindle microtubules to kinetochore; mitotic spindle assembly checkpoint signaling
Cellular component (GO): kinetochore; nuclear envelope; mitotic spindle
Source: RefSeq, a predicted model, not a curated record